CACCCCGCCACAGCGACAGUGUGUCCGGCAGCGUCGGGCGCAGACCACGGAGCCGGGAAGAUGAUGUGCGAGGUGAUGCCGACCAUCAGCGAGGGAGACUCGGCCGGUCCUCCGAGAGGCACCGGCGGCGUCCCGAACGGCUCGGAGCAGGAGGCCAACUUCGAGCAGCUGAUGGUCAACAUGCUGGACGAGCGGGACAAGCUGCUGGAGUCCCUCAGGGAGACGCAGGAGACCCUCAUCCAGUGCCAGGCCAAGCUGCAGGGGGCGCUCCACGAGAGGGACAUGCUCCAGCGGCAGAUCAACGCCGCGCUGCCUCAGGAGUUUGCCACCCUGACAAAGGAGCUAAACAUAUGUCGGGAGCAGCUGCUGGAGAAAGAAGAGGAAAUAUCGGAGCUGAAAGCGGAAAGGAACAACACCAGGCUGCUGUUGGAGCACCUGGAGUGUCUGGUGUCCCGUCAUGAGCGCAGCCUGAGGAUGACGGUGGUGAAGAGGCAAGCACCGCCACCAUCUGGAGUCUCCAGCGAGGUGGAGGUCCUCAAAGCUCUGAAGUCGCUGUUUGAACACCACAAGGCUCUGGAUGAAAAGGUGCGUGAGAGACUUCGGGUGUCUCUGGAGAGGGUGGCAACCCUGGAGGGACAAUUAGCAUCAACGACACAAGAGUUGAACAUGGUGAGGCAGAGGAAAGACGGUGAUUCAGUGGAGCGAACAGAUGGAUCCAAACCUACGUGGAAGAGGCUGCCCAACGGCUCMAUAGACGCCAACGACGACGGCAGCCGGGCGUCCGAGCUUCAGGAGCUGCUGGACCGGACCAACAAGGAGCUGGCUCAGAGCCGCGAGCACUCGGCCACGCUCAACGCCCGCGUGGCCGAGCUGGAGGCGGAGCUCGCCAACACGCGCCGAGAGCUGAGCCGCAGCGAGGAGCUGUCAAUCAAACAGCAGAGGGAGCAGAGAGAGAGAGAGGAUCUGGAGGAGAGGAUAACAACGUUAGAGAAACGGUACUUGGCGGCUCAGCGGGAGACCACGCACAUCCACGACCUCAACGACAAGCUGGAGAAUGAGCUGGCCACCAAAGACUCGCUGCACAGACAGGCUCGUCAGAGGGAGAAAAUGAACGAGGAGCACAACAAGCGUUUAUCUGACACGGUGGAUCGUCUUCUCACCGAGUCCAACGAGCGGCUGCAGCUCCAUCUGAAGGAGCGCAUGGCUGCCCUGGAGGACAAGAACUCCCUCAUUCAGGACCUGGAGAAUUACCAGAAACAGCUUGAAGAAUUCCACCACACCAGGGAACGCAUGAUUGGCGAGAUCGAUAAGCUGAGAAACGAGAUUGACCACCUAAAGCGCCGCAGUGGAGCAUUUGGCGAUGGGACUCAUCCCCGGUCUCAUUUGGGAAGCGCCAGCGACCUGCGCUUCUCUGUGGUGGAGGGCCAGGAUGGUCACUACAGCACAACGGUGAUCAGGCGGGCGCAGAAGGGCAGACUGUCGGCGCUCAGAGAUGACCCCAAUAAGGUGUGUGCCAUGUUCGAACAGGACUACCCGUCCCUGCGCAGCAGCGUCAGCCACCUCCUCGGCAGUGACGUCGAGGCCGAGUCGGACAUGGAUGACGACGUCAGCUCGGCCCUGCUCUCCCCCAGUGGCCAGUCGGACGCCCAGACUCUGGCGCUCAUGCUGCAGGAGCAGCUCGACGCUAUCAACGAGGAGAUAAGAAUGAUCCAGGUAGAGAGAGAGUCCGCAGACCUGCGCGCCGACGAGCUCGAGUCCCGCGUGAACAGCGGCAGCAUGGACGGCCUCAACGUGACGCUUCGACCCCGGGCCCUGCCCACCUCCGCCACCGCCCAGUCCCUGGCUUCAUCCUCCUCCCCGCCCACCAGCGGCCACUCCACACCCAAACACCAUGGACGCAACCCCAGCCACCAUCUAGGAAUCAUGACUUUGCCGAGCGACUUGAGGAAACACAGAAGAAAAGUAGCUUCUCCAGUCGAAAUGGACAAAGCUACUAUCAAGUGUGAGACGUCACCGCCUUCCUCUCCGCGGAGCUUACGACUGGAAACCAAUUUUGCCCAAUUCACAGGCAGCCUGGAGGAUGGAAGAGGCAAGCAGAAGAAAGGAAUCAAGUCAUCUAUCGGUCGAUUGUUUGGGAAGAAGGAGAAGGGUCGAAUGGAUCAGACUGUUGGCAGGGACGGACAGUCUCUACCAGCCUUAACAGACUUUGAGAUGAACAUCGGUGACACGAUGACCCUGGGAAAACUGGGCACGCAGGCUGAGAGGGACCGCAGGAUGAAGAAAAAACAUGAGCUUCUGGAGGACGCAAGGAAAAAGGGUCUCCCAUUUGCGCAGUGGGACGGACCGACUGUGGUCUCAUGGCUGGAGCUGUGGGUGGGGAUGCCAGCCUGGUAUGUGGCAGCCUGUCGCGCCAACGUAAAGAGCGGAGCCAUCAUGUCGGCGCUGUCCGACACGGAGAUCCAAAGAGAGAUUGGCAUCAGCAACCCUCUGCACCGCCUCAAACUGCGCCUGGCCAUCCAGGAGAUGGUCUCCCUCACCAGCCCCUCUGCACCACUCACUUCCAGAACGGUAAAAAACAAUAAAUACAACCAAUACCUCUAAUAGUACAACUAUAUAUUUAUAUUACAGGCAGUUACAUAUAUAGUAAUAAAAAGAUAUAGUAACUGAACUGAAAGGAGAUAGUUCAAACAAAAAUGUAACAUCUGUUCCACUGCU
Messenger RNA from Austrofundulus limnaeus, 2715 nucleotides. It is a transcript of the gene ppfia4, whose product is annotated as PTPRF interacting protein alpha 4. Gene Ontology annotation, cellular component: presynaptic active zone. The record is from RefSeq and is a predicted model, not a curated record. Gene Ontology annotation, molecular function: protein binding. Gene Ontology annotation, biological process: synapse organization. Lineage: Eukaryota; Metazoa; Chordata; Actinopteri; Cyprinodontiformes; Rivulidae.